UGAGCGUGAAGAACACUCCAUGAUACUCGCGUGGUGAGCGUGGUGGUCAAAUACAGAAUCAAAUCGAAAAUAAAAAUAUAUGCAAUCAAUCUUCCAACACCUCACAUCUUCAUCUGCCAUCUUCGACACAUACACAAGACGGAAUCCCUCUCAGGCAAUGGCUUCCUUCUCCUGCUCCUCUAGUAGCGUGAUGGGCGUGAUCUUGCUGCUCUUCUCCGUCCUCCUUGCGCCUGCGCGGUCGGCCAGCGACCAGAUGAUACUUGCCGCAUGCAAGACCGUCGGCGGCGGGAGCACCUACUUCGACGUCACGUUCUGCUUGGAGGCCCUCGGCUCCGCGGGCGGCUCCGGCGGCUACCAAGACCUCGCGGCCGUCGCCGUGGACCUCCUCGCGACCAACGCCACCAGCACGGAGGCCAAGAUCGACCGCCUGCUCGGGUGCGGCGGCGUGGAGGUCAAGGCGGAUGACGCCGCCCUGGCGCGGUGCCUCCGGUCGUGCCAGUCGCUGUACGGCGGCAUAGUGGACGACGGGCCUGCGUGCACCGCCGCGGUCAAGGGCGGGAGGUUCGGCGAGGCGACAGCGAUCCUGGAGAAAGCCGCGGCCGCGGCGAAGGAGUGCGAGGGUGGGUUCGAGAAGAGGAGAGCGGCUUCGCCGCUGACGGCGGAGGACGACGACGCGUUCAAGCUCGCAAAACUCGCCGUCGCGUUGCUCCGUUUUGCUUGAGAGCCCGGAAACGGACAUUGCUGCUACCGAUGUUUCGAUUUUUUUUUCUUUUCUUGAAUAUUUCGUAUAUUGCAUACCUUUUCUUUAGGGUAGCAUAAUAAUCUUCUUGAUUAGUUGUUCUAUUUAUAACCGUGUCAUGUGAUCUGUGAUCUGCGUUGUUGGUUAGAUCAUGUACCGAUGAUCCUACGUGUCGUCUGUUGUCAAACAGUCAGGGCGAAAAUGUGAAUUGAGGACUGCAG
This is a messenger RNA of Triticum aestivum (bread wheat), 960 nucleotides long. RefSeq lists its product as uncharacterized. Gene Ontology annotation, molecular function: enzyme inhibitor activity. Lineage: Eukaryota; Viridiplantae; Streptophyta; Magnoliopsida; Poales; Poaceae. The record is from RefSeq and is a predicted model, not a curated record. The transcript has a single exon. Bases 80 to 721 code for a protein of 213 amino acids.